Naumovozyma dairenensis CBS 421 is the source of this 2868-nucleotide messenger RNA. RefSeq names its product translation initiation factor eIF4G. The record is from RefSeq and is a predicted model, not a curated record. The coding region runs from base 1 to 2868 and encodes 955 amino acids. Gene Ontology annotation, cellular component: eukaryotic translation initiation factor 4F complex. NCBI's taxonomy places the organism in Eukaryota, Fungi, Ascomycota, Saccharomycetes, Saccharomycetales, Saccharomycetaceae. Gene Ontology annotation, molecular function: translation initiation factor activity; mRNA binding; protein binding. The transcript has a single exon.
AUGACUGACCAAGACGGUAAACAAAAUGAACCGCAGCAAGAACAGCAACCUUUAACGUCCCAGCCUUUAUCACAGGGAACAGUAACUUCCCAAACUACGUCUAAUACUACGAACAGUUACCCAACGAAGAGCGUUAACUCAUAUCAGAAAUAUAACCAAGUAAACGGUCCAGGAAAUGAGCAGCAACCUACCUAUUCAUAUGGAACCAAUAACAAUAACUAUAAUGGUAAACCACAUCGUAGUAACAGUAAUACUAGUAGUAAUAUGAAUGGAAAUUACUAUAAGCAGUACCAACCGGUAAAUGGGAAUGGUUAUACUAGUAAAGCAAAUAGAUAUAAUAACCCUAAGAAUCCUGCAACAGCACAGUAUUAUAACAACAAAUAUAACAAUAUUCCAUAUAAUGCUACUCAAGAACAAUUAAAUGCACUGCAAUGGAAAAGCUAUUAUGGCUCACAAAUGAUGUACAUGCCACAACAAAUGAUGUCCAUGGCUAACGCGCAACAAAUGCCUAUGUCACCACCUUCCAUCUCAGCAACUCUAGCUACUCCUACACCAGUUCCAUCGACACCGUUCCAACCAAAAAGAAAAAUCGAAAUUACUACUAAAUCUGGAGAACGUUUAGAUUUGAAAGAAAUUCAUCAACGUAAGGUGAAUUCGAACGGUUCAAGUAUAGAACCAUCAGAUUUAUCAAAGGAAUCAACUCCUACAUCUAUUACACAAAACGAACCCGUUGAAAAUCCAUUUUUAACAUCCAAAAAGGCUGACACUAAUGAAAACAAUACUACGACCACAACAAAUAAUGAUACAUCUCCCAUACCAGCCUCUUCUGUAGAUGCGUCGAAUGAAAAUGAUUCUAAAUCUAAUAUUGAAGAAGAAGAAAAGCCAUCCGCUGAAGAAACAAGAAAACUGUUUUUAGAACAAGUUCGACUACGUAAAGAAUCCUUAGAAAGAAAGAAGAAGGGAUUGGAUUCUCCUGCUUUUACUCCUGCUCCUGCCCUUACUACCCCUGUAUCUACAGCUACUAUUGAAACCCAUCCGGAAAGUGAAAUUCCUAAAGAGAUUGAAACUGACGUAAAAGAAGAUAUAAAAGAAGGUAUAAAAGAAGAUGUAAGGGAGGAGGAGGAUGCCUUGGAAACUCCUGAUCCAUCUAUGCCUUCCAUGACUUUUACUGAAUUAUUAGAGAAAUUGAAAAAGGUAGAUCCAAUCAAAGAUAUUUAUGCCUUCAACUAUUCAAAAGAUGUAACAUCCCCAGAUAUCAAAUAUAAAAGUACGCACGUCAAGUAUACUUAUGGUCCCGAAUUCUUAUUACAAUUCAAAGACAAGAUUAACGUAACUCCCGAUGAUGAAUGGAAAGCAUCAACUCAGUCCAAGAUCGUCAUCCCACCUCCAAGAGGUUACAGAGGAGGUAAUGAAAAUACUGUUAGAUUUGGAGGAAAUAAUAACAUGACAUCGAGUGCUACUGGUGGCCGUAACGAUAUGAGAAAUCCAUCAAUGAGAAACAUGGAUAGCAACGCAAGAAUAAAUUCAAGAACUUCUUCAAAGAGAAAUAAAUCAAUGAGAAGAGCCAUCGCUGGUGGUGAUGAUAGAAGAUCCAAUACUGGAAGAUCAUCAUAUACUCCAAGAAGAGACCGUGAAAGAACGGAUACAGAAAGAUAUGAGGAUCGUCAUUAUAAUAACAGUUAUAGAAUGGAAGAAAAACCAAAGGAAGAAGUGGCACCUUUCGUACCAAGUGCUAAUAGAUGGAUUCCAAAAUCAAGAGUAAAGAAGACUGAAAAGAAAUUCGCACCUGAUGGUGUCACUGAGUUAUUAGAGAAGAGUGAAGUUGAAAGUAAAAUGAAGUCGUUGCUGAAUAAAUUGACUCUGGAAAAAUUCGAUACUAUUUCUAAUGAUAUUUUGGCUAUUACUGAACAAUCUAAAUGGGAGAAGAAUGGUGAAACUUUGAAUUUGGUCAUUGAACAGAUCUUCUUGAAAGCAUGUGAUGAACCUCAUUGGUCAUCUAUGUACGCUCAACUUUGUGGUAAAGUAGUCAAAGAAUUGGAUCCAGAAAUUAAAGAUGAAACUAACGAAGGUAAAACAGGUCCUAAAUUGGUUCUUCAUUAUUUAGUUGCAAGGUGUCAUACAGAAUUUCAAAAAGGUUGGACUGAUAAAUUACCAACAAAUGAAGAUGGUUCUCCACUAGAGCCUGAAAUGAUGUCAGAUGAAUAUUAUCAAGCUGCUUCAGCAAAGAGAAGAGGUCUUGGGUUAGUUCGUUUCAUUGGGUUCUUAUAUCGAUUAAAUUUGUUAACAGGUAAAAUGAUGUUCGAAUGUUUCCGUAGAUUAAUUAAGGAUUUGUCUGAUAACCCAUCUGAAGAGAUUUUAGAAUCUGUCGUUGAAUUAUUAAUGACCGUAGGUAAGCAAUUUGAACAUGACACUUUUAGAGCUGGUAAUGCAACUUUAGAAGGCUGUGUCUUGUUAGAUAGCUUGUUCCAAAUUAUUCAAAACCUUAUUGAUACAGAUACCCAAAUUUCUAGUAGAAUUAAAUUCAAAUUGCUAGAUGUUAAAGAACUGAGAGAAAAGAAGCAUUGGAAUAGUGAUAAACAAGAAAGUGGCCCAAAGACAAUACAACAAAUUCAUCAAGAGGAAGAGAAAGCUCGUCAGUUAAAGAUGAAUUCCAGAACAAAUUCAAGACGUAUGAAUACGUCUUCUUCUUCAAACUCUCAUAGACAGUCAUAUAGAAAAGAUUAUCAAUCCAGUUCUAAAGAUAGAUUUGCUUCUGGAAAAACUCCUUCAUCAAGAUAUACUUCUAAACAGCCUAUUAAGGAAAAACGACCAUCAGCUCCAGCGCCAUCUAAUAUGUUUGACGCAUUGAUGGACGCUGGAGAAGAGUGA